GUUGGUCGGCAGGGAAGAGCGGCACUUGGUAACUCGGUGGUUGCAAGUAGAGUUGCUUGCAAUAUAGGGAAGAAGUGGAAGAGUGAAUCCGGCACUAAAUCCAGUUCAAGAGCUUCGCAUAGGAAGGAACUUUCGAAGUUGGUGUUUCGGAGGGCAACUUUGUGAUUCCGAGAGUAGGGAUCAUCAAAACUUAGCGCUUCAAUUUCGACUGAAAAGAUGCCUUCUAAUGACAAAAAAACCGUCAAUUUAGAAAAAAGACUGAAAAGAGCUGAACGAAAACUCAAAGAAUUAAAAGCUUUAUAUGACAUCCAGUUGAAGGAACAAGAAGAAGACUUUCUACCUUCUCCUUCUCUAGGAAACAAGGAAAACAUACCCGAUGUUAUAACUCCUGGUCCAUCAUCAUCAAAACCUAGACGUAAUAAAGCCAAAGAAAAUACAGAGGUUUCUUACAGAGAUAUGUAUUAUGCUCUGAAGAAAAUGUUUCCCGACAUGGAUCCUAAAUUUAUUAAAAAGAAAUGCAACAAUCCUCCGUUCGAAAUCAAUGGACUUAGUAAAGAGGAGCAGCUAAGCAUGCUGGCUGAAAUUUUGUUGAAUGAAGGAGAUCACAGUCAGUUAGAGGUCGAUAAGGAUGAGCAAUAUGAAAAAUUAUUGGGCAUAUUUCCUCAAGCCGAUCCCACUUAUUUGAGGGACUUUGUCGAUAAAAAUUAUCAUAUUCCGAACAGUCUGAAGAAUUUUGUGGACAGGAAUUUGGAACAACCGAAUUAUCCCACUGUUGAAGAAUAUCGGAAGAAAAUUAAAGUUACGGAGCAAGUUAAGGAAUACACAACCCAGUUCUCGAUUAAAAAGUUUCUGCAAAUAUUUCCGGAUCCAGUGGCUUAUUUCGAGAAUCCUGAUAGAAGGAUGAAGUACGAUGCUGUGGUUAACGAGUUUUUGAAGGAAAUAUUCUGCAAGCAUAAGGUUCUCACCAUAUCUCAAGUCUACAGAAACCGAAGGUACCAUUUGAGUCUAACAGCGAGCGAUUUAAACGAAAUUCCACCCGAUUUGAAACAUAAACGAAAAUGUUUGAUCAUGCCGACUGAAAAUGUUCCUCUUCUCCAAGAAAUGGCCUAUGUUCGACACAAGAUGAGAAUUGUCGCUUUCCUCGAGGAAAUCAAGAGAAGCGAGGCAAGAGAAUUUGAAGAAUUAAGGGAAAAAGGAAUGCUGCUCGAGUGUCAAUGUUGCUUCAACAAUGAAUGCAUGCCCAUGAAAUGUUAUGUCUGUGAAAAAGGACAUCUUUUCUGUCAUGAGUGCAUUCUCAGAGGAACCGAAUACAAAAUGGCUGAAGGUUUAACCCAUAUAACUUGUUUAUCAAGUUGUGAUAGUAAUUUUAGCCUUUCGGUACUGCAAGAAGUAUUACCUCCAACAACAUUCAGCAUUCUUCUGAAAAAGAGACAGGAAGCGGAAGUCAAGGCAGCAGGAUUAGAAGGACUUGUCUCUUGUCCGUUCUGCCAUUUUUCCUCGAUUCCUCCACCCGAGAGCAAAGUCUUCAAGUGCUUAAAUCCGGAAUGUAUGAAGGAAACUUGUCCUUUCUGCAACGAAUUGAAUCACGUGCCUCUGAAGUGUGACGAAGUUAUGAAACCAGAUCAGGCUCGGCGUCUUUUAGAGGAGAAAAUGACUGAAGCUUUAAUCAGAACUUGUUACAAUUGUAAAAAGGAGUUUUUCAAGGAGGAAGGUUGCAAUAAAAUGACUUGUGUUUGUGGUGCUUCCAUGUGUUAUAUUUGUUCAAUGCCUCUUGAACAAGGAGAAGUGUCAAAACACUUCAACGGACAGGGAUCAGCAUAUACAAAUUUGUGUCCACUUUGGAGCGACAAUAGGAGGUUCAAUGCGGAAGCCGUAAGAAAAGUCGCAGAAAUCACUGAGAAAGAAAUUAAAAUGAGGAACCCGAAUUUGCAGUUAAACGCGAAUACACUUUUGCCCGCUUUGCCACCAAAAACUAGAGGUCCACAUAAUGACAUUCCAAGUCCUCAACAUUAUCAAUCUCCAAUUUGAGGUUAGUUCAAAGAACAAGUUCUCUGCAUAAGCUGAUAAAAUAACGCACUACCAACAGACAUACUUUACUGCUCCAAUCCAUGCCGAGAAAACAACGAAACCAUACUCGGAUAUUGUGGACCACCAAAAGAAGUCAAAUAGUCUGUUUACGGCGCGGCGGAGAGGAGUUUGCAAU
This is a messenger RNA of Belonocnema kinseyi, 2203 nucleotides long. RefSeq lists its product as uncharacterized. The record is from RefSeq and is a predicted model, not a curated record. Lineage: Eukaryota; Metazoa; Arthropoda; Insecta; Hymenoptera; Cynipidae. The coding region runs from base 217 to 2028 and encodes 603 amino acids. The transcript has 7 exons.